GUUAGUUGUAAAACCGAUAAACCCCUCAACUUCUUUCAUUACAAAACGGUCAAUUUUUACGCCUUCUUCUCACCACCUUUACCUCCCCUUAUAAUUAAGCUUCUCAUUCUCAACCAAUUCAAAUCCAACAGUCCAAGACAAUUUCAUAAGAACCAAGUUUUGAUUUAGUUCUAUCUCAUUCAUCAUCGUCAAAUAUGUCCGUUAUUUCCGAGCUUCAAGGGACCCUCAUUAGGGAUCCCGAUCCAUUUUCGUAUUUCAUGUUAGUAGCAUUUGAAGCAUCCGGCAUUUUUCGGUUUGCUUUGUUACUUGUAUUAUGGCCGGUCAUACGUUUGUUGGAGUUGUCGGGGCAAAAAGACGCCGCCUUGAAGUUGAUGAUCUUUGUCGCCACGGCCGGAGUUCCUAUAUCGGAAAUCGAAGCCGUGGCUAGGGCUGUUUUGCCGAAAUUUUACUUUGAUGACAUUGAUAUGGAAGCUUGGAAAGUGUUUAAUUCAUAUGAUAAGAGAAUAGUCUUGACUAAAACGCCUAGGAUUAUGGUGGAGAGAUUCGUGAAGGAGCAUUUACGAGCUGAUGAGGUUAUUGGGAGUGAACUUUCGGUCAACCGGUUUGGAUUGGCUACAGGUUUUGUGAAUGGUGAUUUUGACACCAUUCCUGAGCGAGUUGCUCGAUUACUUGGGGAUGAUCACAGAGCUAGCUUAGGUCUUGGGAGGCCGGAUUCCGAUGGCUCUUUGUUCUUACACUCAUGCAAGGAAACAUGCAAUCCACCAUUCACCACCAGCGACGACAGAAAGCAGAAGCUCGACAACCAAUUCCUACGGCCAUUGCCGGUGAUCUUCCACGACGGCCGGCUGGCGAUGCGGCCGACGCCAUCAAACGCUUUGCUGAUCCUCUUGUGGACCCCAAUCGGAAUCUUGCUGGCAAUCAUUCGGAUAGCUAUCGGAUUAAUGGUUCCCAUGUGGGCUCUUCCACGUAUAGCUCCAUUGUUCGGAGGUAAAGUCAUCGUCCGAGGAAAACCGCCGCCGCCACCCUCCGGAUCCAACUCCGGCGUCUUAUUCGUAUGCACCCACCGUACACUAAUGGACCCCGUCGUCCUCUCCGCCGUCCUCCAGCGCAGAAUCCCCGCCGUAACAUACUCCAUUUCACGUCUGAGUGAGAUUCUGUCGCCGAUCCCGACCGUCCGAUUAACUCGGAUCCGAGACAUAGAUGCCGCUAAGAUCAAACAACAACUUGAAGUCGGAGAUCUGGUGGUUUGUCCGGAAGGCACAACCUGUAGGGAACCCUUUUUGUUAAGAUUCAGCAAGCUUUUCGCGGAGCUGACGGAUCGGAUUGUUCCGGUGGCCAUGAAUUACCGGGUCGGCUUUUUCCAUGCGACCACGGCCCGGGGAUGGAAAGGUUUGGACCCGAUAUUUUUCUUCAUGAACCCGAGACCGAUUUAUGAGGUGACGUUUUUGAAUCAGCUGCCGGUGGAAGCCACGUGUUCGUCGGGGAAAAGCCCGCAUGACGUGGCUAAUUAUGUCCAGCGGAUCUUGGCGGCGACGCUUGGGUUCGAAUGUACGAAUUUUACCCGAAGGGAUAAAUACCGGGUUCUCGCCGGGAAUGAUGGGACGGUUACGCAAACUUCCGGCGCGGAAAGAGUUGGGAAAUUGGUCAACGGAGUCAAGCAGGUGGUGGGCGCAUUCAAGCCUUUUAUUAUUCACUAGAGAGAAUCGAAGAAAAUUGAACACAAAAAAAAAAAAAAACUGAUACUAAUACAUUCGCUGCUUCAAAUGUUCUUUCAUAUUUAUUUUAGUUUUUUUUCCUUUGGGUUCAGAAAUAUUAUUAUUUCUUUGGGUUGAGUAGUAUGCAACUAUGCAUGGAUGUAUUCUUUACUCCUUUUUUUGGGAUUUUUUUUCUUCCUGAUAAAUAAUUUUUUCUUUUUUGUACUUAAAUUUGUUGGACUGAAGUGUUUAAUAACAUUUGAGCUGUAAUUAGAAUAUUUUUGAUCAGUAC
Molecule: messenger RNA, 1986 nt
Organism: Oldenlandia corymbosa var. corymbosa
Lineage: Eukaryota; Viridiplantae; Streptophyta; Magnoliopsida; Gentianales; Rubiaceae
Source: the annotation of a GenBank genome assembly